AUGGCGUCUUUUGCCAAUCCCACACAGAUCUUUGCCGACGAUGUCACCGAGGAGAAAGGUGAAAAUGCCCGUCUAUCGGCCUUUGUUGGAGCCAUCGCUGUCGGCGAUCUGGUGAAAAGUACUUUGGGUCCCAAGGGAAUGGACAAAAUUCUGCAAUCUGCUUCUACCGGCGAUAUUCUCGUGACGAACGACGGAGCCACAAUUCUCAAGUCGAUUGCCUUGGACAACGCCGCGGCAAAGGUGCUGGUUAACAUUUCCAAGGUUCAGGACGACGAGGUCGGCGAUGGUACCACCUCUGUCACCGUCCUGGCUGCUGAGUUGCUUCGCGAAGCCGAGAAGCUGGUCAACGCCAAGAUUCACCCACAGACCAUCAUUGAUGGUUAUCGGAUAGCCAGCCGUGCGGCUCUAUCAGCUCUUGAGAAGACCGCCGUCGACCGCAGCAAGGACCCGGAGGCCUUCCGCAAGGACCUGCAUUCCAUUGCUCGUACCACUCUCAGUUCCAAGGUUCUGGCGCAAGACCGCGAUCACUUUGCUCGUCUGGCCUGUGAAGCUGUCCUGCGUUUGAAGGGCUCUACCGAUCUGAGCCACAUCCAGAUUAUCAAGAAGGCCGGUGGCAAGCUGAACGACUCAUAUCUGGAUGAGGGAUUCAUUCUCGAUAAGAAGAUCGGUGUCAACCAACCCAAGCGCUUGGAGAACGCCAAGAUUCUCGUGGCCAACACUGCGAUGGACACGGACAAGGUCAAGAUUUUCGGUGCCCGUGUCAAGGUCGAGUCCACAGGCAAGCUGGCCGAGCUGGAGAAGGCAGAGCGUGAGAAGAUGCGCGCCAAGGUGGAGCGUAUCAAGUCUCACGGAAUCAACUGCUUCGUCAACCGACAAUUGAUCUACAACUGGCCCGAGCAGCUCUUCACCGAGGCUGGUAUCAUGUCCAUUGAACACGCCGACUUUGACGGUAUCGAGCGACUCGCUCUCGUGACUGGCGGCGAGAUCGCUUCCACCUUUGACCACCCCGAUCAGGUCAAGCUGGGCUCAUGUGAUUUGAUUGAGGAGGUCAUCAUCGGUGAAGAUACCCUGAUCAAGUUCUCCGGUGUCUCAGCUGGUCAGGCCUGUACGAUUGUGCUUCGUGGUGCCACUGAGCAACUUCUCGAUGAGGCUGAGCGCUCUCUGCACGACGCUCUCGCUGUCUUGUCGCAGACUGUCAAGGAUCCUCGGGUCACUCUGGGUGGAGGCUGCGCGGAAAUGGUGAUGUCCAAGGCAGUGGAGCAGGCCGCUCAAAACACCACUGGUAAGAAGCAAUUGGCCGUCGACUCCUUCGCACACGCCCUGAAGCAACUGCCCACGAUCCUGGCCGACAACGCCGGUCUGGACUCUAGCGACCUAGUGACUCGUCUUCGCCAGGCCAUCAACAAUGGCAUGACCAGCUCAGGGUUGGACCUGUUGACGCCUGGUGGCGGUAUUGCCGACAUGCGUGAGCUUGGCGUCGUGGAGGCCUACAAGUUGAAGAAGGCUGUUGUAUCAUCGGCAUCCGAGGCCGCCGAGCUUCUUCUGCGGGUGGACAACAUUAUUCGCGCCGCCCCCCGUCGUCGGGACCGUAUGUAA
Messenger RNA from Penicillium diatomitis, 1596 nucleotides. RefSeq names its product chaperonin-containing T-complex subunit CCT2. The coding region runs from base 1 to 1596 and encodes 531 amino acids. Lineage: Eukaryota; Fungi; Ascomycota; Eurotiomycetes; Eurotiales; Aspergillaceae. Gene Ontology annotation, cellular component: chaperonin-containing T-complex; cytosol. The transcript has 4 exons. The record is from RefSeq and is a predicted model, not a curated record. Gene Ontology annotation, biological process: protein folding. Gene Ontology annotation, molecular function: ATP hydrolysis activity; ATP binding; ATP-dependent protein folding chaperone.